CUUCCCCGGAUAUCCAGAAUAGCCGGAUCCAAGAAUUGUGUCGGCAUUGGAGAUGCUUCCAGCAUCAUUCACACGUACCCUCUUCCAGUAGCCAAACUCCGAAGCAUACGGCCAACUUCUCCAAGCUGCAGUCUGGCAGGCGUUGUCGUGCGGGAAGCGGGUGUAACAAUGCUCGGAUAACUCCAACAUGACGGAUCACAACGGCAACGACGGCUGGCAGGGUCCGCAGCUUGACUUCGUCCCCAUCAACCAAGCAGACUCACCCCCUGAAUCUAAAAGACGCCGCGCGUACUUAUCUUGCGAGCGUUGCCGUAGGCGCAAGACCCGCUGCGAGCCGACAUCAGACCGGAGGCAGCCGUGUAAGCGAUGCUCAGCAGACAAUCAGCCUUGUGAGUUCAGAGCGUCGCGACGCACCAAGAGAAAGCUGUCGCUUCCAGCUGAGACCCCUGAGCCAGUGUCGCGUCACAAUCAUACGGAGACCGAUAUCGAAUUUCCAACUUCAACACCACUUGUGCCUCGAGAUGUUCCAGUUCGUCCUCCCAAUAAGGAGGGACAUGUGGAUGACGGACUCGUCGCCGACUGCUCCCAGAGUCCAAGGACCCCAACCGCAUUAGACGCAAGGGAACGACUUAUUUCUACACAUAUACACAAUGCAUCAGAUGCCCUAGACCUUCUGACAUUCGCCGCGAGCGGUAAUCACGCCUACAAUAGCCCGUCUGCCACGCCUGGCCUCCAAAGCCAAGCUUCGUCUAUUGCCCCUCCGACUGUUAUCUCAGAUCCAUCCCUCAAUCUGGAUAGAGCAUGGAAAAGCUUUUCCCUCAUCAGAAAAGGGAUUGUAUCGAAGCAGGAAGUGAUGGACUACCUAGGUUUCUUCUUCGAUCAAUUAUGGCCGCUAAAGCCAGUCGUACCGUCUUACUACCGCGAUAUGAGCACUUAUGGACAACUUGUUGCUGAGGAGCCUCUUUUGGUAGUCUGUCUCGUCACGCUCUCCUCGAGGUACUUUCCACUGCCUGGAGAUCAUGGCGAAAUCAGGUCCGAGCGAAUACACUGGCAAACGUGGAGGAUCCUCCAGCGAUCCCUGCAGUCCGUCAUGUGGGGGUCUACCACGACGCGCUCUCUUGGAGCGAUAGCGGCGAUGCUGCUUCUGAUAGAUUGGCAUGUAAAGGCUAUUAACAACCCGACUGACUUUACAGAAGGAGAAGAUGAAGCUCAUGGCUAUGCUGAUGGUGAUGGCUUCAAGCUUUCGCCCAAUAAUACAGACUCACUCACUGGACAGCGACGGUAUGGGAUGGUAUCAUUAAUGGAAAAGCUGAAUAUUGUAUCUCCAGCAUAUCGGAGCAAUAAGAUGUCAUGGAGUCUUCUUUCCAACGCUAUUGCUUUAGCCCACGAGGGCUGCUGCUUCCAGCACGAAUCCCCCGGCUCCAGAGUCGCUUCCUCCAACCUGGACUCUAUUAAAAAAGAAUGGAAUGGUCUCCUCUGUGUGUUCAUAUACCUCGCAGACGAAGGCCUUGCGACUCGACUAGGUCUAGAGCCACUAUUGCCAGAGAAGUCGAGACAAGUAGUCAAAGACCGCUUCGCAACGACAUUCGCCGAGUCUCUACUGGACAGUCAUCUCUGGGAAGGCUAUUUCGAACUCUCUAUAGAGACUCGAAAGGGAAGAGAAUUUUUGCACUCAUUGAAAGCCCGCGGCGGAUCAUUUUCCGACCUAGACCUCGUCCCUCAUUUGGAACGCCUGCGAAGAGCCCUGCAGCGUUGGAGACGGCAGUACUACCAUCAAGAUGAUUUCAAUUCGUUAUUAAAUGCAUGUCUUCUGAUGGAGUUUUACUAUAUAAGCUUAUUUUGCUUUGCUCCAGCAGCACAGGCCAUACAAGUUGGAUCCAGAGCCCUGCCGCAAGAAAGGCUUCAAGCCUUGUCUGAGUUUGAGGAUCAGGCAACACAGGCCGGCCACGCACUUUUAUCUAUAGUUGUGGAUUUCCUGAAGCCUUCGGGGCUGAUCAAAUAUCUACCAGUUCGAUGCUGGCUCUUCAUCGUUGCUGCGAGUCUUCAUCUGCUCAAGGCAACCCUUGCACAAACCAAGAACAUAAAUCGGGCACAUCCAAAUAUCUAUCUUCUACGUCGCGUUAUCAAUGCAGUCCACGGUGGCUCCCCUGAUGAUUCGCAUAUGGCAAUCCGAUAUGCCAAGUUCCUGGGCAUUAUGCUACAGAUAGCUCUACCAGCCGCGUCGGGCAGCCCCGAUAUAGCAUCAGGAGAAGAAACACGGGAAGACAGUGAUGGUGCUGAACUUCAGCUGAAAGACGGCUUCGAGGACGCUGCCUAUGCUUGCACAUUUAACAAUAUGGCAGUUGAGGGAGUUAGUGACUGGAAUGCUUUUCUUGACUUAGACUUGGCUCCAGAUCUUUUCAUGUGGUGGGAGUCUAUGUAUAGUUGACAUGCGUUAUAUCGUUUUCAGUUCUUAUUCUAUGGCUUUGUAGUACUAAAAUUACCAGUGCCUAUAAUAUCACCAUCCUCCUCCUUACCACUCUGCGCCCGGUCAAUGCGGAACUGGCUUGUCUGGAACAAGCGAGGGAGUUUCGUCUCCUCAAAUUGAGUCCCUUGGGAUACCAUCCGAGCCAGCUCUUUGGCUGCCAACCAGAUGACAGGCAUGCCGUGUCCAUUAAACCCAGCAACGAUGAAUUGCCCAUCCUUGCUGGGAACUUUACCAAUGUGUGGAUUUGAGUCAUAUGAGUAACCCAUGACGCCGGUCCAGAUAUUGCUCACUUUGGCACCAGUCUCUUCCCAGCCGCGGUAGGUUCGCUGCAUGUAGUCCUCGUAGUAGUCCUUUGCAGAGUCGAUAAGGACACUGUCGUCCACAUUGUCAUACCACUGUUCCUUGAAAGGCCGGAAAACAGAUGCAGCACCACCUACGAUGAUGCUACCAUCGUGUCGAGGGAUAAAGUACGAGAGUGUGUUAUCCUUGGUGCGCGUGAUGUAUGAGUUGUUUAAUAGCGGCGCCGUGGUUCCCUCUGGGACGGUGAUACGACAGCAAAUGCCCUUACAGGGGAUGAUGUUUUUGCUGUAUUCCGGGAGAAGCGCUGAGACAUAGGCAUUGUUAGCGUGGAUGACCUUGCCUGCUCGUAUCUUGCCACGAGGCGUUUCGACGAUGAACGAGCCGUCACCCGAGGGGUCUGGCGUCACGGAGGUGACAGGUGUAUGUGCCUGGACGUUGACGCCUGCGGUGAGGAGUUGUCUUGUGAGGUGCAUCAAGAAUUUGAAGGGCCACAUGGUCCCGGCCGUGAAGCUUGCGCAUGCAACAGCGCCUUUGACACCGCAGAUCUGUUAUA
This is a messenger RNA of Fusarium odoratissimum NRRL 54006, 3320 nucleotides long. RefSeq lists its product as uncharacterized. The record is from RefSeq and is a predicted model, not a curated record. Bases 188 to 2428 code for a protein of 746 amino acids. Gene Ontology annotation, cellular component: nucleus. The transcript is spliced from 4 exons. Lineage: Eukaryota; Fungi; Ascomycota; Sordariomycetes; Hypocreales; Nectriaceae. Gene Ontology annotation, biological process: aromatic amino acid catabolic process; positive regulation of transcription by RNA polymerase II. Gene Ontology annotation, molecular function: DNA-binding transcription factor activity, RNA polymerase II-specific; zinc ion binding.